Molecule: messenger RNA, 582 nt
Organism: Saccharomyces kudriavzevii IFO 1802
Lineage: Eukaryota; Fungi; Ascomycota; Saccharomycetes; Saccharomycetales; Saccharomycetaceae
Exons: 1
Coding region: 1-582 (193 amino acids)
Source: RefSeq, a predicted model, not a curated record
AUGGAGGUAAACGGAGCAGAAAAAAUUGAAUCAGCGAAAGCAGCGAGGGCUCAAAUAUCGAUUGAUAAUGCCGGCCCGUUAUUCAAAGAUAAUUUUUUCGAUCAAACAUCUCAUGAACGAGAACAAACAAUAGAAACGACGGGUGGAACUUCAUGUGCUGGACUGUCUGGGCUGCAGUGUGAUUUAAAGCUUCAUUACAUUCUUCUUGCCUUUGCAGUUUUCCUAUUUUCUAGCAUGUCUUGGAAAUUGAUGAUUGAUGUAGGCAAAACUGAUUCCGCGGGGUGGUUUUGCGGUAACGUUAUCUACAAGCAUGAAAUAGAUGGCAGAAGUUACAUAUAUUCCAUUUAUAAAUAUGCUAAGAGAGAAAUGGGCUGUGAUAUGAGUGACAACAGUGAUCUCAAAGAAAGAGUAGUUGACACGGUAAGACGAGAUUUCGCGAAUAAUAAAAUCGGCAGUUGUGUGACUAUACUUGAAACGGAGAGGGUAGUAGCCUAUGCUAAGGUUCUAAUGCCCCAGUUCAGAGAAAUUACCCUCAACGACUUGCUUUGCGAAGCUGUUAAGGGUUGGAAGGUUCCUAAUUAG